This is a messenger RNA of Staurois parvus, 406 nucleotides long. NCBI's taxonomy places the organism in Eukaryota, Metazoa, Chordata, Amphibia, Anura, Ranidae. The record is from the annotation of a GenBank genome assembly.
AUGCAGACUGCUUCUGCAAACAUAUGCGAGAGACUGUGCAAUAAGUCCAUCUGUGAAAUUUCCUUGCUUCUAAAUAUUCCACGGUCAACUGUUAGUGGUGUUAUAACAAAAUGGAAGCCACUGGGAACAACAGCAACCCAGCCACGAAGUGUUAGGCCACGUGAAUAGACAGAGCGGGUUCAGUGUAUGCUGAAGCACACAGUGCGCAGAAGUUGCCAACUGUCUGCAGAGUCAAUAGCUAAAAACCUCCAAACUUCAUGUGGCCUUCAGAUUAGCUCAACAGUGCAUUGAAAGCUUCAUGGAAUGGGUUUCCAUGGCCGAGCAGCUGAAUCAAAGCCUUACAUCACCAAGGGCAAUGCAACGCGUCAGAUACAGUGGUGUAAAGAACGUCACCACUUGACUCUAG